Molecule: messenger RNA, 1513 nt
Organism: Centropristis striata (black sea bass)
Lineage: Eukaryota; Metazoa; Chordata; Actinopteri; Perciformes; Serranidae
Gene: rgrb
Product: retinal G protein coupled receptor b
Exons: 7
Coding region: 352-1230 (292 amino acids)
Biological process (GO): visual perception; G protein-coupled receptor signaling pathway; phototransduction
Cellular component (GO): membrane
Molecular function (GO): G protein-coupled receptor activity
Source: RefSeq, a predicted model, not a curated record
UCAGCAAUCGUCAGUUGGGACAAGUCAAGCAGUUGUAGAGGAAGUUUCCUUCAGCGGCCUUAAAUGUCCUCAGAUUUGCUAAAAUCUCAGAUCUGAAUCAACAAACUUUGCACCAAAGAGUUCUGCGGCAGAAGAGCAAACUUUUGGCGAUCGCAAAGUUGCAGGAAGUUUGAAACAACUUGCUCGUUAAGACAUUCUUCGGGGGAUUUCAAAAAAGGGGUUUUACUAAGAUUAGUCUUUUUCACGUGAAAGAGCCUUUAUAAGGCGUCGUUUUGUUGGAGACGGUGGUGCGCUACACAAGUAGAAAAGGAAUUGUGUUUUUGUGCAAAACUUUAAUUUGUGCAUUUCAACAUGGCAGCGUAUACUUUACCAGAGGGAUUCACGGAGUUUGAUAUGUUUUCAUUCGGUACGGCGCUUCUUGUUGGCGGGAUGCUGGGAUUCUUCCUCAACGCCAUCAGCAUCGUGUCUUUCCUCACAGUGAAGGAGAUGCGCAAUCCCAGUAACUUCUUUGUGUUCAAUCUUGCCGUGGCUGACCUCUGUUUGAAUAUUAACGGACUCACAGCUGCAUAUUCGAGCUACCUCAGAUAUUGGCCGUUUGGUCAAGAUGGAUGUGCCUUUCACGGUUUUCAGGGCAUGAUAUCAGUCUUGGCGUCCAUCAGUUUCAUGGCUGCCAUCGCUUGGGACAGAUAUCACCAGUAUUGCACCCGACAGAAGCUCUUCUGGAGCACAACGCUGACGAUGAGUGGCAUUAUCUGGAUUCUUUCCAUCUUCUGGGCUGCUGUUCCUCUCAUGGGAUGGGGCGUCUAUGACUUUGAGCCUAUGAGGACUUGCUGCACGCUGGACUACACCAGAGGGGACAGGGACUAUGUAACGUACAUGCUGACUCUGGUGGUGCUCUAUCUGAUGUUCCCAGCUUUCACCAUGAUGUCAUGUUACAAUGCCAUCCACAAACACUUCAAGAAGAUUCAUCACCACAGGUUUAACACCAGUGUGCCUCUGAGGGUGAUGCUGACGUGCUGGGGUCCCUACGUCCUCAUGUGCAUCUACGCCUGCUUUGAGAAUGUCAAGGUCGUAUCUCCAAAGUUGAGAAUGGUGCUCCCAGUUAUUGCAAAGACAAAUCCCAUCUUCAACGCUCUCCUCUUUUCAUUUGGAAACGAGUUCUACCGAGGCGGCGUGUGGCACUUCCUCACCGGGCAGAAGAUCGUUGAACCGGUUAUAAAGAAAAAAUAAAAGGAAACUCAAUACUUUCUGGCAAAAAAUUCCAAACCUUAAUUUUCUCUUAUGAUAGAGUCCUGUUGCAAACAUCAACGAGACAUUUAGAAGUCUGUUCAGUUGUUUGGCUUGGGACAAUCUUCACAUUUGGAGCCUCAUGCUGGAUUUAUGUGAAGCUAGUUUGUGUUGUAAUUUAUCCACUUUGAAAUUACUGCAUUGUUUCUAAAACAAUUCUUCUUAAACUGCUCCUCCGUUCGUGUAAGACCACUUACAAUAAACACAAUGUGUUGCUGCUCUUCUA